Molecule: messenger RNA, 915 nt
Organism: Trichomonas vaginalis G3
Lineage: Eukaryota; Parabasalia; Trichomonadida; Trichomonadidae
Exons: 1
Coding region: 1-915 (304 amino acids)
Source: RefSeq, a predicted model, not a curated record
AUGAAAGAAACGAAAAAAACACGAAAUCCAUUUUUAGAAACAUCCUCGAAAUUAAAGGUAACACCAUUUUCUACCCAAGAGCUUGUUGUUGAUCAAGCUAAUAUUCAUGAAAUCGGACCAAACGACCUUUCAUUUUAUCCAAAUUUAGUGGCUUUAUAUAUUCCUCACAACAAAAUAGAAGUAUUGAACAAUUUAGAAAAGAAUAUUCGUCUUACACUGUUAGAUGCUCGCGAUAACCUCAUAAAAGAUUUAAAUUUAUCAAGACAAACUUUUCUCACAGAAUUAUAUCUAUCAUCAAAUAAAUUACAAGAUCUAGAACAAACACUCGCUAAAAUCGUUCAUUUAAGAAACUUAGAGGUCCUUGAUUUACGUGGAAAUCCACUGACAUUAGAAAAAGGUUAUAGACAAACAGUAGCUGCUGCCAUGCCGUGGCUUAAAGUACUAGAUGGACUUGACAUUUCAGCAGCAGAUCGUCCAAAACAUACAAUAAAAAGAGAUAAUUCAAAUUCUAGACCUAGAAGACCACAAUCAAUUCUUCAGCAUCUCAUGGAAAGACCACCGAGUGCUGCCGAUGCAGUAAUUAUUCGUAAAGCUAAUAAAAUACGUGCACAAACUGCAUUGAAGCAACAAAGAGAUGUUGUCGAAGAAAAACCUGUAGUUGUACAACAAAGAACAAUGCCACUUCCUGAUUGCUUAACGAUAGGUUUAAGAAAGCAACCGAAAGAAGAGGAAGAACAAAAAGAUAAAACUACAGAAAUUCCAAGACGUAAGACUUACUCAAGGAUGUACAUCAAACGUCCUGUAUAUACAAAGACAUCCGAGCUUAGUGAUAACGAUCAAAAGCUUAUUAAGCUUAAUCCAGAUUUACCUCCUAUUUUCACUCAACUUAAGAGUGAAAAGGUAAUGGCCAAUUAA